Molecule: messenger RNA, 1287 nt
Organism: Ahaetulla prasina
Lineage: Eukaryota; Metazoa; Chordata; Lepidosauria; Squamata; Colubridae
Product: T-lymphocyte surface antigen Ly-9-like
Exons: 4
Coding region: 91-1128 (345 amino acids)
Source: RefSeq, a predicted model, not a curated record
UUCCUUCUGGGGCGGGGGAGGAAGGGAAAGGAAGAGGAGACGCCCUUUUCCUUGUGACUCAGUUUGCAGAUUUGUCACCGAAGGGCCAACAUGGACUCCUGUGUCCUCCUGGCGUUCCUGCUGUUCUGCUGGGCAGAAGCAGCCUCCGCACCUGACCCCCCCUUGAAGUCGGUUCGUGUGGGGGGUGCUGUCACGUUGCCCGUGACCAUUCCCAAGGGCCAGAGUGUCAACAACCUCCUCCUGAGGGACUCCUCCAGGGAAAUAGCCAUCGCCAUCUGGAUGGAUUCCAAAGACAUCAGUGUUCUAAACAUCAAUUACGCUAACCGGGUGGCCUUCCAGAAAGACGAGAUGGCCUUCAGAAUUGCCAACCUCAGCCUGGACGACGGGGGCACCUACGAAAUCUCCACCAGCUUCACCUCCCCCUCCCCAAAAGUGCUCAGCAGCUUCCUGGUGGCCAUAUUCAACAUCACGGAGAGGAUCUCCUCCUUGGAGAAUGAUUCCUGCUACAUUUAUCUGCAGUGUGAAGCAGGGAUGGGGUCCAGCCACAGGGUGACCUACGCCUGGAAGGACACAGAGGCCGGCACCACCCUGAGCAAGGAGGCCUGGCUCACUCAGCUUGUGCCCACCAACCAGAAAAGGGCCUACACCUGCACGGCCCAGUCCCCCACUGCCCAGAGCACCUUCAGCUUCGUCCUCCAGCAUUCUUGCAUUCCCAACACCGCAAGUCCAGGUAAAAGGACCCUGGUCGCUGGGCUCUCUCCUGGUCAGAGGACUCCUGGUGACUGCUACUCUGCUGCUGCUGCUGUGACCCAAGAAGAUCCUGCUUUUCCCGCUCCCCCAAGAUACUUAAAUGGGGCAAGCAAAGGGCCUGAUGAAAGCUUAUCAUGGCACCAGCCCUUCCAGGUAGACCAAAUCAAGCAACCCUCCAGAACUCUUUAUUUCCUUGAGACCAGUCAGAAUAAGAACAUUUUUAUCAUUGCUUCUUAUAUCCCAGGGAAUCAGCUUCAGCCCCCUUUGUUUAUUUCAUGGGUUUCGACACCCCACGAGGCAUCUCCACACCAGCCCACACCAGCCUCUCCCGGGCUCCCACGUGCUGGCACAGGGGGUCCCUGUAGUGCCAGUUCUUAAGGCUGGAGGAGCAACCUGUCCGGCAGGUGGCGAUCAGGGGCUGUCAUGAUUGAAAAGCAGCUUUCCUCCCUGUUUCCCAGGCAUUUUUGUUUGUGUUGAAGGGCUUCCGGACGGGGCCAUUUGCCUGCUGUUACCCAUUAAAAGACGCCAUGAAACCUU